Molecule: messenger RNA, 3051 nt
Organism: Linnemannia hyalina
Lineage: Eukaryota; Fungi; Mortierellomycota; Mortierellomycetes; Mortierellales; Mortierellaceae
Source: the annotation of a GenBank genome assembly
AUGACGGCGCGUCGCAAAUCCGGUGGCGCCGACCCCAAGUUCUACGAGGCCCCCAGCACCAUCGCCCAGUUCGAACGCAUCAAGGACGACCUCUCGCGCGAUCUCCACCAGAGCAGGCUGGGAUCAGACAUCACCAUCACCGCAAAGGACCUCGCCCAGUUCAUCCAUGCACUCCAACAAUUCCAGGAGGACGUCCUCGGGUCCAACAGCUCGCAAUACCUACCCACUGCACGACCUGCUCGCAUUCCCGCAAAGAUAUUCCGCACAGAUACUAUCACCACAGGAUCGCCUCUUUACAAGGCACUCAAGGCUGCCUAUGAAUACCGACUCGCUCAGGGUUGGCGCCGAUGGGAUCUCGGGAGCAUGGCAAGGAAGACACAGAAUGUAGAGUUGGUGGCACACAUUCGGAAUCACCUCGUCUCUGAGGGAGUUAUCAAGAACCCUGUUGUUACCUUUGACAGCUCUGUCCCUGAGGAUGAACGGGAGAAACUUGAGUUAUCCCUUGAGCGGCUAGGAGGAACUGCUACUAACGACAUCCGACACGCCACACACGUCGUCCAUCAUUCGUCGGAGGAGCUGGAGAGUCCCGAAGGAGAGGAAUGGUUGCGCACACUGGAGAAGAAGGAUGGCAAGGUCCUCGUCCACUACUGGUACUACCCCGAUUCAUACGAUGAGUGGCUGCUGGAGACCACCAGCGAGUUUAUGGAUCCCGAGCCAGUGCCUGAGCAUUCCGGAGCGUGGAGCAUUUCGACACGCUGGAUCAAGGACAGUGAUAAGUACAAUGAGUGGAUGAACGAGGAAGACUAUGAGCCAUCUUCCGAUCAAAACAGCGACCAGGAAUCAGCCGCUGGAUCACCUGCACCUUUUACACAGCGAUUUGGUGGCAAACGCGACAACUCUGAAAAGGAAGAGUCCCACCCCAAGAGAGUCAAGCGGAGCUCGUCGUUAACGCCCAUGGAUAUCCAGCCCGACCACCCAGGCCUUCAGGUCGUGUCGUUGGAGGACAACGCGCCUCGUGGACGAGGAUCAAAGAAGAACGAGUACGAGCCCAUCGUUGGAGGAGAACUGGCCAACAUCCCAGUUCAUCCGUCGGAUCAAUUGGUCGCACCGUCAACAGCAGAGUCCUCGGAGAAUAUUGCGAUUGAUGGCGGUGGAGGUGCAGAGCCGAUGGAGCUGGAUGCGAAGGACGAGGCAGGGUCGAGCAAGGACAUGGAUACACAAGAAACGGCGUCGCUGGAACAGGACACAGCCGUGCCAGAAUCAACCGAUGCUUCUACGCUUGCAGAGGAUGAAAGACUUCGGUUAGAGGAGGAGGCCAACCGCUAUCUCUCGCAACAAGCGCAAGAAGUCAUCAUCCCCUCAUACUCGGCUUGGUUCUCUCUCACCAAAAUUCACGAGAUCGAGCAAAAGUCGCUCCCAGAGUUCUUUACCUUGAAGAACAGGAACAAAUCGCCGUCUGUUUACAAGGAAUACCGCGACUUUAUGGUCAACACCUAUCGCCUCAACCCAUCCGAAUACCUCACCGUUACGGCUUGCAGACGGAACUUGGCAGGAGAUGUGUGUGCCAUCAUCAGAGUACAUGCUCUCUUAGAGCAAUGGGGUCUUAUUAACUACCAGGUUGACCCCGAUACCCGUCCUUCGACUGUCGGACCAUCAUUCGUUGGCCAUUUCCGGGUCACAGCCGAUACACCUAAGGGGCUCCAGCCCUUCCAACCCAGCACAUCCUCACCAUCAACAACAAAGCUAAACACCGACAUUACGACACCAGGCGCUACGAAAGUGGACAUUAACCUCGAACUCCGUCGAAACAUCUACACGCCUGGGCCAACGCCUGUGGCAUCAGAGAGCGAUGAGACGGCAGAGAAGAGGCAACAGUUUAGCUGCUUCACAUGUGGUAAUGACUGUACCAAGAACCGAUACCACAGCAUCCAGACUAGGAACUUUGAGCUUUGCUCUAACUGCUAUUUGGAAGGUCGUUUCCCGUCGACCAUGUCCUCUGGGGACUUUAUUCGGUUCCAGUCUCAGAGCUACAAGCAGUCUUCCGAUGAGCAAUGGACGGACCAGGAGACUUUGCUGCUGCUGGAGGGACUAGAGUUGUAUGACGAAGACUGGAACCUAGUCGCCGAACAUGUCGGUACCCGUGGCCGAGAGCAAUGCAUUCUGCACUUUUUGCAGCUCCCCAUCGAAGAUCCCUAUCUUGGAGGAAACACGGAGCGCGACCUUGGAUCCCUUCAGCAUAACAGAGUGCCGUUCAGUGAAUCUGAGAACCCGGUCAUGAGCGUCGUUGCUUUCUUGGCGAGCGUUGUCAACCCUGGUGUGGCCGCUGCUGCUGCCCAGAGCGCAUUGAAGGAACUUGCGUUGGCGACCAGGAGUGCACGGACAGAGGCAGAGAAGACAGAGGAAGCCGGUAAGCGUCAGAGCAAGACCACGGAUGAAAAAGGCGAGUCAAGCGAAGCGAUGGAUAUGGAUGCAGACAUGGUCAAAGCCGCGGGCGUCAAGGAGGAAGGUGCAGUGACUGGAGGCGAUAUUGCAGGUAUCCCUCGGUCGACUCUCGAAAAGGCGGCGGCGGCGGCCCUGGGGUCAGCUGCAGUCAAGGCCAAAUCUCUUGCCGAUUACGAGGAGCGUGAGAUUCAGCGGUUGGUCACAGUUGUAGUUGAGAUGCAGCUCAAGAAAUUGGAACUCAAGCUGCAGCAGUUCGAGGAGCUGGAAAACGUCCUCGAUAUGGAGAAGGGCGAGCUCGAGCGCCAACGGCAGCAACUGUACUUGGACCGACUGGCGAUGAAGAAGAGUAUCAUGUCGAUGCAGGAAAAGAUGAUCCUGGCACGGCAGACUGGCAACCCACAGGUGUUUGCAAGCGUAACAGUUCCUCCUGGCGGUGUAGGGGGCACAGGGAUGUCUUUCCAAAGCGACAGCAGCAGCACGGCCCUUCCAACAUCAACAUCAGCAACAUCAACGAUAGCGUCAACACCUACACCACAACAAGGAGAAGGGGUCGGACCACUGAGUCGCGACAAGGUUGCCGAAGGAGUUGUCAUGUUGCCCCUUCCAUAA